Messenger RNA from Anopheles stephensi (Asian malaria mosquito), 5816 nucleotides. It is a transcript of the gene Ptp52F, whose product is annotated as tyrosine-protein phosphatase 10D. Gene Ontology annotation, biological process: protein dephosphorylation. Gene Ontology annotation, molecular function: protein binding; protein tyrosine phosphatase activity. Lineage: Eukaryota; Metazoa; Arthropoda; Insecta; Diptera; Culicidae. The record is from RefSeq and is a predicted model, not a curated record. The transcript is spliced from 7 exons. Bases 998 to 5281 code for a protein of 1427 amino acids.
GGCACUGAAUAGGGUCUUUCGCGUUGCGAGAUUUCGAUAAAAAUUUGCUCACGAUGAGGUGGCGCACAACCCAACCAUCGGUGGACCCGGUUCGGGCGACAGUCAGUCGAGGUUCGCGACCACGUUAAGACGCACAUCUUUUUCCGUACCACGUCCGUCUCGAGUGUCGACGUAGCCAAACUAGCUGCUGUGGUGUGAGCUGUGUAAAGCAAUCCGUUUUUGGGGCGAUUAUUUCAGCGUAGAAAAAGAAGCGAGCAGUGAUUUAGUUACGUGCUGUUGCGAUAGUUCGCCUGUGUAUUCAUAUAAAUCCUAAUCGAUAAGCGAGCGGCAUUGUGAAGCAAACCGACCACCACCUGGAGGGUUUCUAUUGAAUUGUUACAACUGUCCGAUAACGUGUCCCGAUGAAUGAUGGAUUAAUUGGAGGAAAUUUUAUUUGCUAUUGACGAGCUGCAAGCAAACUCACCCGCGACCCGUCAGCGCAUCGAAGACCACCACCCGACUUGAACGUUCGGCGCCUUAGAUUGCGAAAAGACGCAACAAACAAGAGGGCGACAAAUCUCAGCUAUUAUUCGUUGUAGAUCCGUACGAUACGGAAGGUGUGAUGUCAGUUGGUGUUGUGUCCGUCUGGGUCUUGAUGAUAGGAGGACGAGUGUGACCAGUGUACAACAUCGCUCGUUCGGAAUGUUUCGGUGGCCGCGAGAGUGAUAACGUACGUGCAUCCGGAGCAAGCAAUAAGCGUUUAGUGCUCGAUUGGUUUUUGUUCGGAGCAUCAGGGGCCACUGAAGUAGUUAUUGCCUUUGUCAGUCUUGGCUGCAGCGCAGAGAGGCUUAGUCCCUAUAAGCUGCCCCACGUUUGACUGGAUUGAGUGGAUAUGAACUGUAAAUACUGUGCCGAAUGUCGACGCCGAAUGACUAAGAUCCAUGUAGACAUUCACUAAGCCGCGCGAACCUAUAAGCUUUGUGCCCGUGAAACUGAACAGUGAUGAGACAUAGUAGUAAUGCUGAAGUUGAUUGUGCUGUCUCUCGCAUUAGUGCUCCUCGGUAAUGGACGCGUGUCGGCGCAAGAACCGAAACUGCUCACCGUCCAGGACACCGAUUCCUUCAAUAGUGUAGAAAGUGACUUGCCGGAAGAUGCUUCCCAUGCGAGCUGUCGUUUAAAGCCGUUAACUAUUACCGUCUCACGAUCGUUCGUAAACGUUAAAGAAUGGCGCACGGAGAACGAUGCGGGCGUGUCCUACGCGUUGGUUGUGUAUUGGAUGGAGCGAAACAGAACCAUGUCCAAAGCGCGUUUAAAUGUGAGCCAAUUUAGGGACGUUACACUCCCGGAGCAAGAUCUGUGCACCGUGCGCCAGGUAAACGUUUAUCGAACCGAUUCACGCACGUCCGACUGUGUGUUUGGUGUGUGGACACAACCUCCAAGGUUGGAAGUAACCCGGCUGCAGGUGUUGGAAGUUGCUAGUCAGCCGCAGCCAUCGUACGCUCUCACUUGGGACGUGGAACGGGCGGAGUGUGUCGCACAGUACGAGAUAUUGGCGGAAGGGAACCGUCCCGUACUUACGCAGAUUGCUUCCGUUCGACUGGUAAACUUCAUGUACAGCAAACCUCGCCUUCAAAUCAAUGUGAGCUACCGGAAUGGAGCUGUUGUGCAAAGGGUGGUGGAGUUGUUAACCACUCUGCCAGCCAGCUUUACUGCGCCGUGCGCCAUUCAAGUUGCGAUACAGAUGCGAGAGGCAGCGAAGAGUGAAGCGAAUGGGCAGCUGGAUAAUUCAACCGCCGUCUGGGUUCGCCCCGUUACGGCCGGUACUGUUUCGAAAGGAACUGUUUGUGCACAGCUGAAAGCUGAGUCAGCACUUCCCAGCAUAGCAGCAGCAAACUCCCUUGCCAAAGUCGCCAUCGCUAUUCCACCGAACUGUGCUGUCCGAUCGGUAUCGAACGCGGGUGAUCUUACCAUCAAACCCGGCCCAGUCGGUCCGGUACGCAAUCUUCGCGCAAACACCGCUUUCGACCGUAGUGUGUUGCUGACGUGGGAGCCUCCAAUCGAUGGAGCACCGUGCGUCAAGGAGUAUCUCAUCACGUGGUCCUCCGAAAGCCGCAUCAUCGAGGCACAGAAAAAGCUGUUCAACGUAACGAACCUGGAGCCGUGCAUGUCGUACGAGUUUACCGUGCAAGCUAUCGACCAGGCCAACGAUAAGGGUGUGCCGGCGAGCAUAACGGCAACGGUGCGCGAAAUUCAGCAGCUGUCGGAGGUGACCGAGCUGGAGUUGAACGAGGUGGAACCACGAUUGCUGUCGGUGAAAUGGAAGCAACCGCUAAACGGGACGUACUGUGUGGAAUCGUACCGUGUGUCCGCUUGGUACACGGUACCGGAAACUGGUGUGGACGAGGAAGUGUUCUCCAACACCACCACCGACCAGCACGUAACGUUCGGCGAGGUGAUCGCGUGCAUGACGUACAUUGUGCAGGUGAUACCGAUCUCCAUCAGCAAAAACGACGGUCUAAACCGGAUCGAUGAGCUAAGGACGAAGGAGCGCAUCAUCCUGUCGUACCACAUAAAGCCGGUCACGGCGAAUGCAAUAUAUGCGCGAAGCCUCGACCUUACGACGUCCCUGCACAGCGAAAACAAUAACAACUGUCCGUUGUUCAGUGUGCAGUUUAACUGUACGCUGGUGAAGGACAAUGAACCGGAUCCGGAAACACAGAUUGUCAGGGAAUUUGUCAUUCCGAACGCGACGAUCAGCUUUAAUGGCACGGUGGAACCGUUGAUACCGUACUCGAUGUACGCGUGCGAUGCCCAGGUUCGGAACAGUGCGGGCUGGAGCGAUCCAACGGCACCGACCACCAUCCAAACACUGGAAGAUGUGCCCGAAAGUCCGAGUGUGGUGGAACUGGUGGGCGAUAAUCGUGCGAUGAACAUAACCUGGAACGCACCGACGGUAAAGAAUGGGGUGGUUGUGCGCUACCGGAUACACGUCCGCAUGGUUGCGCCCGAGUAUCCGAUACCGACGUUUUGCGCACCGCUGGAAGAGUACAACGAAACGGUCGAUCUGCGGGACGAGGUGAAUCCGGACGAGUCGCGCAGCUGGGAUGGGUUCGAGUUUAGGCACAAGGUCGAGAAGCUGAACCCGUACACACGGUACGUUGUGCAGAUAGCGGCAGCUACCGGUGCCGGUUUGGGUCCGUACUCGGAACCGGCCGAAACUGUCACCCUGCCCGACGUGUCGAACAAAACGGAGAGCUUUCGGAUCGAUAAGGUGGAAGGGCCCGAGCUUGAUCAACCGUACAAGUCUUCGGUGUGGUUUGCGUGGAGCCUGCCGUGCGGCUUGCACGGAAGGCUGACGCGGUUCUAUGGCCUUAUGCACGGUGUGCGGGAGCAGGAUCCGAACGUUCCGCAUAUCAUCGAGUGGGAUGUAAGCGUUGGCGAUGGCGAGCCAAUAAACGACACGUACAGCUACGUCGAGAGUCGUCUGAAGCCCGAAUACAACUAUACCGUUUCGCUGAGCGUGGAGGUAGCGAAUGUGUCCGAGCCGAGUCCCGCUGUGCAGCUACAGUUUCAAUCACCGGCAGGCAUUCCGACGAUCGAUCACACGGAGGAAUGGUUCAAUGUGGACGUGUUUGAGGCGCCCAACCCUACCAACACGGCCCGCAUAGUGUUGGGCAAUAUGACGCUCACGUCGGACUUUGGGAGUAUACGCUACAUGGCACUGCUCAUAUCGGAGCGGCUCUGCCAGGAGGAUCCGCUGCCCCGUACCGAUUUCAUUAAUGACACCGAAAAGCCCCAGUGGCCCGAAAUUCCGAACUGGUAUCGGGCAAGCAAUAUGCGCUGCGUGGAACAGUACCAGACGACACCGGAGUUUUGGAAUCCGAUGGCACGCAUGAGCCGCGACGAGGACGGUCCUGGACCGAUCGAGUACGUCGUGGGCAAGGAUGACUGUGGAAAUGGGAAGGGGUACUGCAAUGGGCCGCUCAAACCCGGCACGGAGUACGCACUCAUCGUGCGCAUCUUUUCGCGCAGUGGGUUUACCGACUCCGAGAUGCAGGUGUUCCGUACGGAUUCGCUGAUAAAGAUCGGAUUGAUUGUGAGUGCCGUCAUCGGCUGUUUGCUGCUGGCGUUCAUUGCCGGCUUUGUGAUUGUGUGGCGCAAGCAGCGGCUGCUCCUGCCAGCUCAGCAGACGGGCCGCACCCCAACCGAGGAACCGUCCGACAUACCGGUGAAAAAUUUCCCCGCCCAGUACGACGAGCUGUUUCAGGCGAACCGGGAAAAGGUGUCGAAAGAGUUCCAGGCCAUCAACUACUUCUCGGACUUUUCGCUCCAGGAGACGGUUAGCUUUCAGAGUGCGCGCGAGAACGAGCGCAAGAACCGGUACAUCAACAUCUUGCCGUUCGAUUCGAAUCGGGUGCUGCUGGACAGUAAUGACGAUGACGAGGAUGGUCGGGAGGGCGAAUGCGGCUGUAACGACUACAUCAAUGCGUCGUUUGUCGAGGGCUACAAGUACCAGCGGGAGUACAUUGCGACGCAGGGUCCGAAGCAGGAAACGUGCUACGACUUUUGGCGCAUGGUGCUGCAGUACGAGAUCGAAUCGAUCGUGAUGCUAACGCAACCGAUCGAUCACGAUAAGAACAAGUGCUGUCAGUACUUUCCGCGCUUCGAUCAGUACAGUGACUUUGGCGAUAUACGGGUAAAGUGCACACAGGAGCUGAACCUGUCCCUGUACUACAAGCGUCUGUUUCUAGUUUCGAAGGGAAACCUAACGAAAGCAGUAUACCACUAUCACUUUCUGGACUGGCCCGACCACAGCUGUCCCGCCAGCACGGCGGAUCUGAUCAAGUUCUCCAAAAUCGUGCGUGCCGAGCGGAAAAGCUACGCCAUACCGCUCGUAGUGCACUGCAGUGCGGGAGUCGGCCGGACCGGCACGUUCAUCGCGCUCGACAUCAUACUGCAGCGGAUGCACCAGGAAAAGAAGAUCAACGUGUACGAUACGGUGAAGCGUUUGCGGCGCCAGCGGGUGAAGAUGGUGCAAACGCUCGACCAGUACACCUUCCUGUACCAGUGCUGCCUGGAAUGUGUGUCCAAGAGCAAUCGAAAAAAACCAAAGACAAGCAACGUAGAGGUGAUCCGGCGUGACGAUCGAGACAAACAGUAUCCGGACGUGAUCCUGGACGUGGAGCAGCAGCAAGUCGCCGUGGGUAAUGGGGGGAAGCCAUUGUUUAACAUCAAGUUUCCAAAGUCCGUCAGUGUAAACGUAAACAGCUUUGCUCCGACCGAAAUUGAAAAUGAUAAAUGAACGUAGGAGGUAUGCUAGGCUCGCCAGCAAAGGUUCUUGAGCAAACAGCAGGGAACUGUUUUGAUUUUGAUAUUGUUUUAUUUUCCUUACUAGAAAUACCGAUCUGUGUGUGUGUGUGUUAGUGGAAGGUUUAUUUAUUAUGUCCCGGAGCAGAGCGAGGUGCGUAGUAUAUGCGACUGCUUUUUUGAGAUGAAAACCCCGCAUGAUGAGGUGAGAGCAUUUGAUUCGGUAACGCCACGAACAACACUGUUGUGUGAUUAAUGUUGCUAUAAAAAAACAUAUGUUAUCUAUGUAGCUACAUAUUACUUACACGUUGGAAUUGGAGUCUUUGUCUGUAUGUACAUGUUCGUUAUUGUAAUCCAAUCGACUAACGUAUCGCUUGACUAAGUCAUCCAUCAGUCCACAACAUAAGAAAGAGUAUAGGGAGCUUACCGGUUUCCAACUAUAGACCAAAUGUUCCAAAAGUUUACACUGAUAUGAUAGAAUAAUUGUUCUGUUUUUUUUUAUUAAACUGCAUAAAUGCUUACAACAAAAA